This is a messenger RNA of Schistocerca piceifrons (Central American locust), 1520 nucleotides long. Its product is annotated as cytochrome P450 9e2-like. Gene Ontology annotation, molecular function: iron ion binding; oxidoreductase activity, acting on paired donors, with incorporation or reduction of molecular oxygen; heme binding. NCBI's taxonomy places the organism in Eukaryota, Metazoa, Arthropoda, Insecta, Orthoptera, Acrididae. The coding region runs from base 84 to 1520 and encodes 478 amino acids. The record is from RefSeq and is a predicted model, not a curated record. The transcript has 7 exons.
UGCUCCUGUGGUGGCGCCGCUACGCCACCAAGUUCUCCAGCGCCGGCGUGCCGUCCCUGCCGCCGCUGCCCGUGGUGGGGAACAUGCUGGACGUGGUGCUCAGCAGGAAGGCCAUGCCCGAGGUCGUGGUGGACAUGUACAGGCACUUCCAGAAACACCCCUACGCUGGGUUCUACACGUUCGCAAAGUCUCUGGUCUUGGUGAGGGAUCCCGAUCUCAUCAGGUCCAUCACUGUCAAGGACUUUGACCACUUCACCGACCACGUCGACUUUCUCAACACCGACAAGGGUCAUCCAGUCCAACAGCGGAUGCUGAUUUUCAUGAAAGGAAAAGAAUGGCACGACAUGCGGGCGACGCUAAGUCCUGCAUUCACGUCGAAGAAAAUGAGAAACAUGUUCCUGCUCAUAGCAGAGAUAGGGCAGCAGGUGGUCGAAUACAUAACAAAGGAAUGUGCCAAGGUCGAAGUUCCUUCUGGAGAAAAUCGGGUAUUGACACUGGAGAUGAAGGACCUAUUUACACGCGUGACCAAUGAUGUCAUCGCGACGACUGCAUUUGGAGUAAAGGUGGACUCCUUGGCAGAACCAAACAACACAUUCUACACAACGGGCCGUGAGCUGACAACAAUCAAAUCGGGAACGGUAAUUGGAUACAUGCUAGUGCCAAGGCUUAUGCAGUUAAUAGGUGCACAGUUCGUCAACAUGAAAGCAGUGGAGUUCUUCAGGACCAUGUUGACCGAGACUAUUAAAACGCGAGAGCAGCAGGGGAUCGUGCGCCACGACAUGAUCCACCUCAUGAUGCAGGCCCGCCGCGGAGAACUGGCGCCAGACGAAGGGGAGGCGAAUGGCGCCACCGAUGGCAAAAGACGACACCUCACUGAUGAUGAUAUCACGGCGCAGGCGCUCAUAUUUUUCAUCGCCGGCUUCGACACCGUGUCGACACUGCUGACGUUCUGCAGCUACCUGCUGGCCACGCACGAGGACGUCCAGAGGCGGCUGCAGAGGGAGGUGGACGAGCUGAUGCAGAAGAGCGGCGGCCAGUCCAGCUACGAGCAGGUCCUGGGCUGCCAGUACCUCGACAUGGUGCUCUCUGAGACGCUCCGCAUGUACACGCCGCUGGCCUCGCUGGACCGCACGUGCGUGCGCCCCUACAGGCUGCCGGCCGCAGGGGGCUGCCCGGGCCUCGAACUGCGGCCCGGGGACGGCGUCUGGAUGCCGGUGCUCGGCAUCCACUACGACCCCGAGUACUUCCCAGACCCGGAACGUUUCGACCCGGAGCGCUUCAGCCCGGAGAGGAAGCAUCUCAUCAAGCCGUUCACCUACUUCCCGUUCGGGUCAGGACCUCGCAUUUGCAUUGCCCAAAGGUUCGCGCUGAUGGAGUGCAAGGCGGUGCUGGUCCAGCUGCUGUCCAGGUUCAGCCUCCAGGCGGUCGCCGAGACGCCGGUGCCGCUCAGACUCCAGCCGGACAGCGCCACGCUCUCCGUCAGGGGCGGCGCCUGGCUCGGGAUUCGAAGCAGGGUCUGA